Molecule: messenger RNA, 1122 nt
Organism: Salpingoeca rosetta
Lineage: Eukaryota; Choanoflagellata; Craspedida; Salpingoecidae
Exons: 2
Coding region: 14-994 (326 amino acids)
Source: RefSeq, a predicted model, not a curated record
CGCUGCAACAACGAUGAUGGACUUGCAUUGUGGUGCUGUGUUUAUGUUGUUGGUGGUGCUCUCCCUGCUGGUUGAAAGUGGGAGGAGUGUGUUGGCGACGAGUGAGCAAGCGCACGUGUCGAGGGAAUGUGCGAGGGCGACAGCGCCACACGCUGUGGAGCACGGUGGCAGCGAGACCAUCUUUGGCAUCAUGAUCACAGGCAAGGACGUGCAUCGCGAAGCACUGGCACAGCUGGCCGCCGACGCAUUCCACAACCAGACGUACCCUUCUAAGGUCCUGAUCAUCGUCAACACGGGCAACUUCACCCUCAACCCACACCCGUGCCAACACGAGAUUCGCGCGUCAGCUGACCUGAAACUUGGCACCCUGCGCAACAUGGGCAUCAGCGCCGUUCCCACCAACGCCACUUGGGUGCAGUGGGACGAUGACGACUGGCGCCCAAAGCAUGCGCUGCAGUCGCAGUACCAUUGCAUGACACAGGCGCAUGCGCUCGGAUGCGUGCUGGAGCGACAGUGGCAGGUGGCCCUGCACCAGAACUCGACAUUCCUCAAACGCAUGCGGCCCGGCAUCAUGGGAACGCUCAUGCUUCGAGCAACGCCAGCCACGAAGGAGCUUCGCUAUCCUCAACUGGCACGACAGGAAGACUCGCUCUUCCUGCGCGAUGUGCGUGAGGUGGGAACGGUCCAUAUUUGCGACAACCAUCCGGAUUGGUACUUCCGACUCUUGCACGGCCACAACACGUGGGGCGCAGCACACUUCCACCUCGACCUCGUCGACGACAACACGUGGUGCGGCACGGAACCGCUGCCGCCUUCCGCUGUGCACCAGCCGCUACCUCCACGCCAAGCCCGCCUCCGCGUCAUUCAACAACACCGACAACGGCGGGCAGUGGAGUCGUUCUGCGAUGCAAACACAACUGCGCACACACGCCACGUGUUCCAGCUCUAUCAGCACCAGACAUUACCCACUUCCGCAAACCAUGCUGCGUUGUGACACGGCUUCUUCGCCUGGCAUCAUGGGCGUGACUGCGCAAUCCAACACAUGACAGUUCGGGUUCAUUAUGGUCACAUCAAUACACCACAACAGCAAGCGAAUGCUAUGGACAACAUGAAGAAUAAGCG